Arabidopsis arenosa is the source of this 1782-nucleotide messenger RNA. The record is from the annotation of a GenBank genome assembly. Lineage: Eukaryota; Viridiplantae; Streptophyta; Magnoliopsida; Brassicales; Brassicaceae.
GAGAGUGAGACGUUUCAUUUCUGGGUUUAAGUCAAUAGAAGAAACACUUGAGUGAAGUUUAAAGCUUGUGAAAGACAGAGAUAAUGAAAAUGGGUACAAGACUGAAGCUAAUCUUCUGCAUUUGUGUCUCCAUUCUUGCCUUUUUAGAUUAUGGUAAGGCAAGUAAGAUUGGGAUAUGUUAUGGAAGAAAUGCUGAUAAUCUUCCGAGUCCUAACAGAGUCUCUGAGCUAAUCCAACAUCUCAACAUCAAAUUUGUUCGAAUCUAUGACGCCAACAUUGAUGUUCUCAAAGCUUUUGCAAACACUGGCAUCGAGCUUAUGAUUGGUGUUCCUAACGCUGAUCUACUUGCAUUUGCUCAGUUUCAAUCCAAUGUAGAUACUUGGCUUAGCAACAACAUCCUUCCUUAUUAUCCAGCUACCAAAAUCACUUCGAUUUCAGUCGGUCUUGAAGUAACUGAAGCACCAGACAAUGCCACUGGUCUAGUCUUACCCGCGAUGCGAAACAUUCACACCGCUCUGAAGAAGUCUGGUUUGGAUAAAAAGAUCAAGAUCUCCAGCUCACAUUCCCUUGCUAUCUUGUCUCGCUCCUUCCCGCCUUCAUCGGCUUCUUUCAGCAAGAAGCAUUCAGCGUUCUUGAAACCAAUGCUCGAGUUCUUGGUUGAGAAUGAGUCUCCCUUUAUGAUUGACUUGUAUCCCUAUUACGCUUACAGAGAUUCCACUGAAAAGGUUCCGUUGGAGUAUGCACUAUUCGAGUCAUCUUCGCAGGUUGUUGACCCUGCAACGGGUUUGCUUUACUCCAACAUGUUUGAUGCUCAGCUUGACGCUAUCUAUUUCGCCUUGACGGCUAUGAACUUUAAGACCGUUAAGGUUAUGGUCACUGAGUCGGGGUGGCCGAGUAAAGGCUCACCUAAAGAGACGGCUGCAACUCCUGAUAACGCUCUGGCUUACAAUACCAACCUCAUCCGCCAUGUCAUUGGCGAUCCAGGUACUCCUGCAAAACCUGGGGAGGAGAUAGAUGUGUACUUAUUCUCGUUGUUCAAUGAGAACCGGAAGCCCGGGAUAGAAUCUGAGAGAAACUGGGGAAUGUUCUACGCGAACGGAACAAAUGUUUACGCUUUAGACUUUACUGGGGAAAACACUACCCCAGUUUCUCCAACAAAUUCAACCACGGGUACCAGUCCAAGUCCAAGUUCAAGUCCAAUUAGCGGUAACUCGACCGUAAUCAUUGGAGGAGGAGGAGGAGGAGGGGGAGGAAGCAAGAAAUGGUGUAUUGCUUCUUCACAAGCUUCAGUGACGGAACUGCAGACCGCGUUGGACUGGGCUUGUGGUCCUGGAAAUGUUGAUUGUUCUGCUGUUCAACCAGACCAACCUUGCUUUGAACCAGACACUGUUCUCUCACACGCAUCGUAUGCGUUCAACACUUAUUACCAACAGAGCGGAGCAAGCAGGAUAGAUUGCAGCUUUAAUGGAGCGAGCGUUGAAGUCGACAAGGACCCAAGUUAUGGUAACUGUUUGUACAUGAUUGCUCCGGCUACUGACGGAUUCAACAGAACAAUGGCGGGUAACAUCACUGGAAAUAUAACUGCCAUUGAUUCUCCCUUGGCUUCGCCUUCGUCAACCAAUGAAGCAUUCAGACAGAUGGUGAUUUCCGUUGCAGUCUCUGUUUUGUUGCCGUGUUUUAUAGUUUGUCUGAGUAUUUGGUGAAGUGUACAUGAAUGCUCUGUUGCCUUCUUCUGUCUGAAGUUUUGAGUAGUAGUGAGUGAACUAAAUUAGAAUUUAGCCG